Messenger RNA from Antechinus flavipes (yellow-footed antechinus), 4978 nucleotides. It is a transcript of the gene MSANTD4, whose product is annotated as Myb/SANT DNA binding domain containing 4 with coiled-coils. Lineage: Eukaryota; Metazoa; Chordata; Mammalia; Dasyuromorphia; Dasyuridae. The coding region runs from base 2528 to 3577 and encodes 349 amino acids. The record is from RefSeq and is a predicted model, not a curated record. The transcript has 2 exons.
UAAUGCUUUUAAAUGAAUUUGCAUUACAAUAACAUCUUUAUACAGUUGAAAAAUAAUACAUAUUUAUUUAAUCUAUAGUAUAUGUAUGUGUGUGUGAGUGUGUGUGUGUGUUUAUGUAUGAAUUUUCCAGGUCAGUUCAAAAAACAUAUCACCAAGUAUGUGGCACUAUGCUAGUUUUGGAGAUAUAAAGAGACAAGAAUAAGAUGGUUUUUGUCCCCAAGGGGGCUCAUAUUCUACUUCCGUUAAACAGUACAAUAUGAGAGGAAUUACAGAUUAGAGAUUUGAUUUGCUGGCAUAGCACAAAAAUCAGAGCUGUUUGUCUUUUCCUUCUCCAGAUUAUUUUACAAAUGAAGAAAUUGCAGCAAACAGGGUUAAAUGACUUGCUCAGAGUCACACAGCUAGUAAGCCUCUGAGACCAGAUUUGAACUUAGGAAAAUGAGUUUUUAUUACUCCAGGCAUGGAACUGUAUUCACUGUGCCACCUAGCUUUCAUUCUUGCUUACUCCAAAUAUCCUGGGUACAAAAGGCAUAGUACGUAGUUUAAGACCUCUAACUUUGUUUUUACUUUGUAAAUUGUACAGGGUGAAAAUAAAACCAGUAGUAAUGAAUUUGACCUCUUACUAUUUACCUUUUUCUCCAUUAGAACAAUGAAUUGCCCUAGAAACUUGAGGAAAACCUUUCUUUCAUCCUUUAGUGAUGUACUUGAAAAAGAAUCUACCCAUUGUUAAGAGUUUAUAUUAAGGAUUUUUGUCCCAUAUUACAUUGUGAAAUGCAUUUUAACAACACUGUUUUUAACGUCAUUUGUUUUCCUAUAUCGUUGAUCCCUUGUCCUGUUUUAAGAUUUAAGACUGUUGUGAAAUUUUCAAAAGAAAAGCAGUUGCAAGUCACUUUAAUGAUUUAUGAAGAUAAAGCACAAUUAUAUGUUUGUGUUAGGGACCUUACAAGGAGAAAAGAGAAGGAAGUCAAAAUCAAAUUGUUAGAAAACUAAAGACAUCAAGAAUUAUUGAAUAUACACAUAUAACAUAUAUAGCAAUAUAUGUAUAUGUAUGUUACAGUGUAUAUGAGCUAUAUGUAUGUUUAUAUCUUUUUACAUCCACAUAUGAAAUACGCAUAUAUAUGCAAAUAUAUGUGGAUAUGUAUAAUGUGUGUAUCUAUCUAGGUAGAUAUAUAGAUAUAUGAAUAUAUUUUGGUGGGAAGAAAAGGGGAUAGGAAUUCAAAUGGAAUCACUGAUCUUUAGUAUAGGAGUGAGCAUUUGAUCAAAAGGUGAGUUAUCUCUUUUAUAACUCAUUUAUUUUUUAUACUCAUCAAAUUUUUUAUGUUGGUUUUAAAAACUUUUAGUGAGCCAUGAAUGCAAUGUGAUUUAGUAGAUAUAGGUCCAGUGUUGGAAUUAGGUUGACUCGAGUGUACUUCUGACACAUACUUGCAGUUUGGCUAUGAGCAAGUCACAACUCAGGAACUAAAAAAAAAAAAACAAAAAAAAACCUUGAUUUUUAGGCAAAUAGCCCAUUGUUAGAGAAAGUCUUAGAAAGAAGUCUGGAAUUGGAAUCAGAAAAUCUGGAUUUAAGGUAUAGCUCUACUAUUUACUUAACCAUGUGAUCAUAGGGGAGUUAGGGAUUCAGUGUUUUAAUAAUUUGUAAAAAUGGGAAUGAAAAUGCUUGUACCAUCAUCAUUAUAAGACUACUGUGAGGAAAGUGUUCAGUAAAUAAGAAACCUUAGUGUAACUAAAUGUGUAGUGUUAUGUUAGUUUCUAUUGGUGGUUUAAGAUUUUUCUUAUUGUUUUUUGGCCAUUCAUUUUCUGAAAAAACACCACAGUACUAAAGAGGACUUUGAGGUUUAUAGUAUCAUUUUAGCCUAAAUACAGUGAUAGUUGUUCAAAAUUUAUUCUAUGUGAAAUUAAGUUUUCAGGUUUGUUUUCUCUGAUGGAGCCUGAGGGCAGGGUAAGAAUGGAGGAAGGAUUAGACUUGUGCUUUUGUUGAUAAAGGGAACUUCUGGUGAGGAAAUUUUCUUGCAUGUUGCAGAUCGAUUCUGCCAGAUCUACAAUUUAAAAUCUAAGGAGUUAUCUGGGUCACUGAGAAGUUAAAUGAAUAAUCCUGGGUCACAAAGUCAGUAGUACACAGCACACCUUCCUAAUUCCAAGGCCAAGGCUACCCACUGCUAGUAACUCCUCCCAUUGUAACUUCCAGUAUACCCCUAAAAUUACACUGUAAAUUGAAGUAUUAAAAAAAUACAGUGUUUCUUUCUCUUCUCAGUGGACAGUUUGGCGUAAUGAUUCUUUGUUUUUGAACAAAGUUUAUUAAGUGAAGUAUGCACCACAUGAAUUGGAAAUUGAUUUGGGUUUUUUGAUUGUUUUUUUUUUUUUUUUCUAUUUAUUCUUUUCCCCUUUAGGAUCCAAUCUAUACUUCUAGCUGAGUAGAGAACUAUAAUUUUAAAACAAAGUGCCAACUAGGGAUUGUCUUUGGUCCCUGAAAUUUCUAGGCAUCAUUCAAUACUUUUACAUUGACAGUAAAAAUUGUAUUCAAGUUGGAAAAAUGAAGCAGUUGAAAAGAAAAAGGAAAAGCAAUUUUAGUGUUCAAGAAACUCAGACUCUUUUGAAAGAAAUUAGUAAGCGGAAAGAUAUCAUCUUUUCCAAGCAGCUCAAUACAACAAUUAAUGAGAUGAAACGGAAGGCUUGGGAAGAGAUUGCUGAGUGUGUGAAUGCUGUGGGAGAAGGAGAACAAAGAACCGGGACUGAGGUGAAAAGGCGCUACCUUGACUGGCGAGCACUUAUGAAGAGGAAAUGGUUGAAGGCGAACAUAAAGCUAGUGGGCUCUGGCUAUCCCAUUUCAUCACCAGAUUUCAAUGACUCUAUUACCGAAGAGUUGGAUGAAAAGAUUUUAUUUCCAAAUGAGUCAAAUUUGGAUUGGCAAAAUACAGCUGAUUUCAAGGAAGCAGGUGACUCCUUAACAGAUGUCAAAGAGGAAGAAGAAGAAGAGGAAGUGAAGGGUCCACAGCAUUUUGAAUUUGAAAUGGAGGAGGAGGAGGAAGCAAUGUUAUCUUCUGUGGUACCAGAUUCUAAGAGGGAAAACGAGCUUGAUGAUUUCCCCCACAUCAAAGAAUUUGGUACUCUUUCUUCAAUACAGCCUCAAUCUACCUAUGAUGAUUCCUAUUUACUUAUAACCUUGGAGAAACAGAAGCUAGAGAUAGAAAAGCAACGUCUAGAUAUCGAGGCAGAAAGGUUACAGAUAGAAAAAGAACGCCUACAAAUCGAAAAGGAACGGUUAUGGCAUUUAGACAUGGAGCAUGAAAGACUCCAAGUAGAAAAAGAGCGUCUGCAAAUUGAAAGAGAAAAAUUGAGGUUACAGGUUGUCCAUUUGGAGAAACCUGCUUUGGAAAAUGAUCUUGGCCAAGCAGAAAAAAACAUUCUGCAGCCUCUGGAUUUAGAGACUGAGAAAUUGAAACUUGAGAAAGAACGCUUGCAACUGGAAAAAGAUAGGUUGCAGUUUUUGAAGUUUGAAUCUGAGAAGCUUCAGAUUGAAAAGGAACGCUUACAGAUAGAAAAAGAACGGCUUCGUAUUCAGAGGGAGGGACACUUGAAAUGAAUUUUCUAAGUUUCCAUAAAUAACGGAUAGCUUCCUGUAAAAGUUUAUAAGUCAUAGGUAGGAUUUCUCUAAAUCAAGUAGCAACAAGAUAGUUGCUUUUUUUUUUUUUAGCUGUUUUUCUGUCAGUGUAUUUAAAAUUUAAAAAAAAAUGUGGUAGGCAAUAAUUCAUUGUGACUUAAGUAGUACAUAUUUUAUGUGAUAUAGCUUUUUCACGAUAGGAAAAAUGAAUGUGCUAUUCUCUUCCAUUCAGUAAUGUUACAUAGAAUGUUGUGUGAUAUGUGUCCAGGAUUCAUAAGCACCUUCAUGUUUAAGCUAAUUGUAUAAUUUCAAUAUUAUAUUAACUUUGCUCCUAAAACUACAGACAGGUGAAAUAAAUUCACAUUGGUUAUUUAAAUGACCAAAACAUUAAAUAUUAAAUAUGUAGAAAUGCGUAGUUAUCUUAUAGUGUAUUGAAUGAUAAUAAUCCUUUUUCCCUCACACACACUUCAGUUCAUAAACAGCCAUUUAAGACUUAGCAGUUCAGGAAUUGUUAGGGAUUUACCUAAAAUAAAUCAUAUUUGAAGACUGUUCAAUUUAUCCUGAUGACUUUGGAUAUUUUUGUCAGUAUCAAACCUGUGUAGACACAGCUGCAGAAUUAGUCCCCUUUCUUCUUGAGUCCUACAAAAAACUAUCUUCUCUAUGUUAACAAAAAACUUGAACAAGUAAAUGGGUGAGCAUGAUAGAAAUUUUGCAGUUGUACAUGAGUUUAAAUCCUGUGGCAAUUUUUAGGCUUUUAAAAAAUGGAGUUGUGGGGAGGGGCAUACUUUUUAAGACAAAAUGGAUUUCUUCCUUAUGCCCCACUCCAAGGAAUAAUAUUUGUUUCAUCCACUCUAUUGGCACUAGUCACAGAAACUAAGGAUUUAUUUAAAUUGGAGAAAACCCUCUCCUUAAUACUGGAGGUGCUUCCUCCAUGCUCAGGUCAUAAACCCUGCUCCAACCACUGUUGGUGGGUUAGGGUGUAGAGCUAUUGCUUCCUGGGCUGGUUCUGGGAAUUGAAGUCUUCCAUUGAUCAAUUUAGCACCUUUCAUGAGCACUACAUUCACUUUAGAAAAAAAAAAAGGGAGGAGAAGAGAAAAUGGAAACAUCUUUCAACUAGAUCUUUUGUAUUUUCUGUUUUGUACAACUGAAGCCUAGCACUUAAUUCAUCUCACACAUUGAGAGAACUUGACUGGCUGUGUAUUUGCUCCUUAUGAAAUCCAGAGUGGCUUGCUGAUGUGUAAAACUAGAACAUAUGCCAUAGGUUACACAUACAUAGGUUAUAUGUGUACAGGUAUAUUUGUACUUCCUGACUCUGCAAAUAGUGUUAUUUUUCUAUUGUUGAGACAACCACUUCUGCCAUAGAAAUAAAUUUACUUAUACUGA